ACCUCACCAACAUGUUGCGCCUCGGGGGCCUCACACUCUGGUGUGCUGCCUACUUUUUGCUGGGACUCACAACGGCACAAAAUGACACCAAGCCCAUCUCCAAUGAACUAUUCAACUCCCUCGAGGAGUAUUCCCGUCUGGUAGACAUAUCCUACUGCGUGGGUAUGACGGGUGUCCAGAAACCAUUCCAGUGUCUGAGCCACUGCGCAGAGUUUCCGAAUCUGGAGUUAAUAGAGACAUGGAACACGGGUAUCCUGCUCUCCGACUCGUGCGGCUACAUUGCACUUUCGCACGCGCCGGGACCAAAGCGCAUCAUCAUUGCUUUCCGGGGUACAUACUCGAUCACGAAUACGAUAAUAGACCUCUCCGCCUACCCACAAUCCUACCUUCCCUACACCGGCGACGACGACGACAACAACAACAAUAGCACCUCCCCGCUCACCCUCCACUGCGAAAACUGCACCGUCCACGCAGGCUUCAUGAAAUCCUGGCUAAACACCCGUCCCACAAUCCUCCCUACAGUGCUAACAGCCCUCCAAAAACAUCCCGACUACGAAGUAACACUCGUCGGCCACUCCCUCGGCGGCGCAGUCGCAACCCUAGCCGGUCUAGAAAUGCGCCUGAAAGGCUGGGACCCGCUCGUAACGACCUUUGGCGCACCGAUGGUCGGGAACGCCCCGUUCGCGGGCUUCCUAGAUCAAGCUUUCCAGAUUGGGACUUCUAGUCAGGACGGGAUCGAGAAUCCCGAGAUAGCGCGUAUUCGUCGCGUGACGCACGUCGAUGACCCCGUGCCGUUAUUGCCGUUGCGGGAAUGGGGGUAUGCGCCGCAUGCCGGGGAAGUGUUUAUUUCCAAAGCGGCCUUGCCGCCCGCGAGGGAGGAUGUGUGGGCGUGUGCCGGUGACGAGGAUGCGCGGUGUAUUACCGGCGCGGAGGCGUCUUCGGCUUCGUUGUUUGACGUUUUGAGGGAUUUGGAUGUUUCGUUGGAUCUCUUCGAUACGCCGGUUGAGCCGUGUCUGGAGGAGGAGAAAGAGGGGUUGGAGGGAGAGGGGUUGGAGGUGGGUGCCCAGCAGCAGGUCCUGGGUAAGCAGAGGGGUACUGGGGGUGCAGAGUGUGUAUCGAAGGCACAGGUUGAGACGGCUCCGUUGUAUCCGCGGCACUGGAACUGGUCUCUUAUUCCGGCGAGGUAUAGACUGUGGGAACUUUUCUAUGCGCAUCGGGAUUAUUUCUGGCGAAUUGGGUUGUGUGUACCUGGGGGUGAUCUUUUUGGAUGAUUGGGAUUUGGGUUUAUAAUAGAGCGGGCGUUUGGAGUCAAGGGUUUUAUCAGGAUGUUGUUCAUAUGGGAUCUCCCAUGUUUGUAUAGAUCUGAUCUUCGCAACGGGGAUAUACCUAGUCUCUCAAGAAUGGACAU
This is a messenger RNA of Penicillium brasilianum, 1408 nucleotides long. The record is from the annotation of a GenBank genome assembly. Lineage: Eukaryota; Fungi; Ascomycota; Eurotiomycetes; Eurotiales; Aspergillaceae.